This is a messenger RNA of Amaranthus tricolor (Joseph's coat), 1916 nucleotides long. RefSeq lists its product as uncharacterized. NCBI's taxonomy places the organism in Eukaryota, Viridiplantae, Streptophyta, Magnoliopsida, Caryophyllales, Amaranthaceae. The record is from RefSeq and is a predicted model, not a curated record. The coding region runs from base 125 to 1579 and encodes 484 amino acids. The transcript is spliced from 4 exons.
GAACUAACCAAAAAAUAAACCUAAACUAAAAACACAACAACUAAAACUGAAUAACCAAAAAGAAAAAUCAAAAACCUUUUUUAUUCAUAUUCAUCUAACUAAAAAGAAAUCAAACCAAAAUACAAUGGAUGAUACUGAGAAAAUGACGGCUUUGAAGAAAGCAUACGCUGAAAUAAUUUUGAACACCGCUAAAGAGGCGGCGGGUAGGAUAAUGGUAUCUGAAAGAAAAGCCCAUCAGUUUCAUCAUGAUCUUUCUACAACUAAAGAAGAAUCUCUUCGUCUUUUACUAAGGCUUAAACAAACAAUGGAUGUUAAAAUGAACGAAGCAGAGAUGAAAUCUUUAAACCAACAAAGAAGAAUCGAAGAAUUAGAAGCUCAGCUCCAAGAAGCUGAAGAUAUAGUUAGUAACCUUAGAGGGGAGUUGAAUGAGGCGCAUCUGAAGCUGGAGGCGCUCAAACAAUCGAACAAUGUUCUACAUAUGUCCAAAAAAGCUCACCGUCAGGAAGAAACUGAACAACACCCUGGGAAUGGGCCGUCUAAAGCUGUUAUUGGUGCUGAAACAAAUUCUUCUGUUAAAUUAGCAAAUGGGAAUCACGGUAUAAGUAAUUCUGUUACGGAAUUUGGUUAUUCCGGGGAUCCAGUUGUUCCUUCAAUAAUUAUGAGAAGCGACAAAUCUGAGUUAUAUAGAAAUGGGUGUACACAAAGAAUUCGUGCGUAUGAAGGGAAGCUUUUAAAUGGCCAUUUUUCUUUGUCGGGAGAGUUAGAUGACCUUAAAUAUGAGAAAGCCGUGAGAGAAGAUAUAGAAAGAGAAGGAAAAUACAUGACUUCUAAUGGUGAUGCAAAAAAUGUGGACAGAAGCCGAAGCAAACCACAAGCAUUGAAAUCAUUCCGAAAGAGAAAGAAACGAGCCGCUCGAUGCAGAAGAAGUAACACUUCUUCCCUUUACCCUAUUCCUCUUCUGGCUAAGGAAACACUUUCCGUCCCUGAAAACUCCGAAAAAACAUGCUCGCCGGAUUCUCAUGACAUCCAUGAAAAUGGUGUCCCUGAAGUUACAAGCACACACUUGCAUUCUCCUCCAACACCGUCUGCGGUUUCUGCAAUGGGUGUUUUAUUAAAAGGUAUAGCGACCACCAAAGAAAAUGGUACUGUGGGUUGUAUGGAUACGGUGAAUGAAGAUACUGAAGUAGCUGGUAGUUUAGUUUUGGAUCGGCAACAAAGUGGGCCCGGGAAUUGCUCAGAUGAUCAAAGCUCUAAACAAGAACUUGAGACAAAGGACUUUUCCUCGAUGAACCUGGAUUCUAAACUUCUGGAAGACGGGAGUGGUUUCCCUAGCCCAUCGCGUAAAGAUAGGGUUCUUAAGUAUACUUUUCAGAGGAAACGGAAGAAAGAAUCUUUUAGCGGUGAUGAUAGCGGCUUGCAUGAAGAGAACCCCUUGAAAAGAAGAAUGGUGAAGAAACAGAAUGACAAUCUCGAGGGAUCAAAAUCUGACAAUGGGUCUGACUCUUCUCGAGAUAGUCGGAGGAUGGCACAAGUGGCACGCCAGCUUAUAUCUUUGUCGGAGAAGAAAUGGUGGAAGUAGAGGACGAGUUUUGCUGCUCCGUGUGAAAAGUUGGCUAAAAAUCUAAACUGUUGAAAACUAUCAACCGGUUCGACAUCGUUGUUCAUGUUGAGAAAAUAACACCUUAUUUAACAGCAACUGCAUCCAUAGAGGAACAAAGAGAGUAAUCAUUGUAAUAUCGGGUCAGGUUGAUUACGUUUCGAAUGUCACAUUCAAUAAAGUAUUAUGUUUGUUAAUGUUAUAGCAGUUUUCCCCAAAACUCAUAUAAACUUGAGAGUUAACAUCUUCAUGGUGUUUAAUGUUCUUGACAUUCAAUUAAUUAAUAUAUAUAGGAGUAAUUAUAUUCGAUGUAUGUGGA